This is a messenger RNA of Botrytis sinoallii, 1029 nucleotides long. RefSeq lists its product as uncharacterized. Gene Ontology annotation, cellular component: kinetochore. The record is from RefSeq and is a predicted model, not a curated record. Gene Ontology annotation, molecular function: nucleic acid binding. Bases 1 to 1029 code for a protein of 342 amino acids. Lineage: Eukaryota; Fungi; Ascomycota; Leotiomycetes; Helotiales; Sclerotiniaceae. The transcript has a single exon.
AUGACAGAAGAGGAUUUGAAAGUCGCAGAAGCUUCGAAUGAAGCUGCGCCAGAAGAAGACGAGGAGGACGAUUACAUGAACAUGAUAAUUUCCGAGCCCGUCAAACCGCGAGAGAAGGAAACAUACACCCAACGACGACAGCGCAUACAGCGAGAAUCGGAAGCGCGAUCGCGCACGAAGUCGAAGGCUGAGAUAGCGGCGGAGGAAAAUGCUGCGAGGGAAGACGCGUUGUCGAAAUCGAUGUUGGAGGCGCCGGGGAAUGCGAAUAGUAAGGGGUUGAAGAUGAUGGCGAAUAUGGGGUUUAAGCCGGGGGUUGCGCUGGGGGCGAAGGAUAAUGUUGGGGCGAGGUUGGAACCGGUGGGAGUGACGAUUAAAGAAGGCAAGGGAGGAAUCGGGUUGGAUGAAGAGAAGAAGAGGAAGUUUAGGGAGGAAGUGGAACGGGAGGGGAAGAGGGCUAAGGCCGAGGAGGGGGAGUAUAGGGAGAGGGUUAGGAAAGAGAGGGAGGAUGCGAGAUUGGAAGGGAUGGUGGGCGCAGCGAUGAGGGUUGCGGAGAGGAUGCACGGGGAAAGAGAGGAAGAGGAAAUGGAGAACACAAUUGAUAAGGUGAGCGAGGGAUCUGGGGAAACUAAAGACGAACUUAAACGCAAAAUAUCGACCAAACCGUUGAAGCAGAUCAACAUUUUAUGGAGAGGAUUAGUUCGGAAGCGCGAAGAAAAGGAAAGGGAUAGAAGGAUGAGAUAUGAUCUCCAACAAAGUUUAUCACGUUUACCGACCUACGAUGAUGCGGACGAAGACAAGGAUGACAAGAGAGCAAUCGGAAAGGACAGGAUCCAGCAUACUCUUGUAGAGGAUUUGGAAGAAGAGGACCCUGAGCUUGAUGCUUUCAAUCUACUGGAACCGACUGAGAGACUGCAAAAGAUCGUUGAACAUUUGAGGUCGCAGUACAAUUAUUGCUUCUUCUGCAAAUACACAUAUCCCGACGAUUCAAUGGAUGGCUGUCCAGGUUUAACGGAGGAAGAUCAUGAUUAG